AUGGAACCUCUGGCCAGCACUCCUCUGCAAGAUGGCGGUUCCCCACCACCUCCACCGCCAAAGACGACCGACGAUGUGCCAACGAGUUCUCUACGAGAGCGACUGCAACUUCCUCCGAUACUUGCUAUGGCAUCGUUAGCCCUCGACAUCCCGUCUUCUCCCAUGACACCCUUGUCACCAUCAGUGCCGUCUAAUUCGACCGAGUCCCCCACGUUCCCUGGGGAAAGACCCAAGAAACCUAGUCCGUUAACGGACCUGAUAGAAAGCGAAAAGCUUUAUGUAGAUCUCCUGACGGGGGUCAUUCGAAAAGUAGCUGCGGCGUGGUCGAAAUUAAAUCUUCCCCCACCGGAGCUGGACGUCAUGUUCCGUAGCAUAGAGAGUGUGUACAAAGUCAACCGUACAUUAUUGAGGAGAUUGAAGGAUAUUGGAGAAAAUCCCUCUUCUCCGAAGGCUCUCGGCGAUCUCUUGAUGCGCUGGAUUGAUGAUCUGGAUCGUCCAUAUACGAUAUAUACUGAAACAUAUUGCUCUGGAUUCGACUCUUGGGAGCCGGUCAAGUCGAAUCCGAAAGUCGCAGCUGUAUUAGGCGCGUUCUCACUUUCCAAUCCACCCCCGCCUAGUAUCGCGCAGAGUAGUCAGCUUCCAGAUCCGUCUGUUUGGACGCUUGAUGCUCUCUUCCUUCUCCCGAAAGGCCGUUUGCAAUACUACAGGAAGUUAUAUAGCAGAUUACUUAAAAGCACGACCCCCGGUCGAAGCGAUUAUCGUCUAUUGACAGGCGCACUGGAAAAGCUUGACGCCCUCUUGGAAACCCUUGAUAGUAGAGCCGGCUGCAGAGUUGAAGCUUAUUCGCCUUCUUCGGUGACGUCGGAGGGUGCCAAUGGGUUGCAGGCACCUGUCGUGGAACUUGCACCUGGUGGUGCUCUUCUUGCCGGGCGGUUCGGUGCUGGUGGGUCAAAUAUGACUGUCUUGGCGACGAGCCGUCCCUCCACAACAGAGCACUCAGCAGAAAGUCUGCCUGCUCGCAUUGACUCUGAUCCGGUACUGGCAGUAGCUUCCGUUUCAGACCUAGAGAAACGCUUGACAACGGAAAAAACACUCGAUAUCUUUACAAUGGAACCCAAGCAAGUUCGAUUACAACUUCUACCACCGUCGUUACCAUAUACCCGUCAAUUGCGUGCUUCGGUUGCUGUGAUCAUUCGAAUUACCCCUAAAUCAACCGGAGUAGAAGUCGUGCAUCGCCACGGCCACAUCUUUAUCCUGUCAGAUCUCUUUCUCGUCUGCGAACGAGUAUCUCCGGAAGAGAGGCUCGCCCUCGAUGCAGACAUUCGCUUGUGUUACCCGCCCAUUUCAGGCAAGGUUCUUAAAGUGACGGAUGUACCUGAGCAAGGCAACGCUCUAAAUGUUUCCAUCAUGCGCAAAGAAAUGCUCACCUUGGAGGCUAAUUCCCAACAUGCACGAGAUCAGAUCGUGAAAGAAUUCAUGGAGUGCAUAUCGUUUGCCCGAACUAUUUCUGGCGCUGCUCGGGAGCCCGUUCCCCCUCUGCCUUCCCAAAGUGUUAUCCCUCAGCCACCUUCAAAGUCUCCUGCGAGCCCCCCGGAGCAACCGAGGUCGCAAUCAAAUGGGUUUUUACAACAAUCAAAAACACAAGUUAUUGAUGAGGAAUUUGGCGGAAAUGCCUCACCGUCGGGGCCAUCUAACUCUACCCUAGGUCAUACCUCACCGACCCAGGAAACUGUCAUUCAGCCCGAUAUUCCUGUUUCAUUGGGUCAUUUACAUGGUUCCCGCACCAGCGCUGGAAGCAGUCUUUCUAGUGCUGUAGUGUCGCCCGAGUCCCAAGCAGCCUCUAUAGCUCACCGAGGAACAAGAUAUCUCCUGCAAUCCUCUUUUGUGCCUGAACAAGUUAUCCCUCCUGCUCGUAGUGACAGCAUACGGUCUCCCUUUCCUGACUCGGAUGGCAUAUUUUCAAGAACUCCAAGUCGUGUCCAUUCGCCCCCCUCGCGAAGUUCCAUUGGGCAGCCUACACCGCCUGCUUCAGUACAUCCUCUUCGCCAUCAACUUUCUCACCAUAGCUUACAUCGAGGUCCACCUCACAAUCCGCCAGCGGGCAUGCCUAUUCAACACUUUCCCCGCCCAGCCACCAGUCACACAUACUCAUCGCGCCCUCCUGGAUCCCAAUAUGGAGCGCUUCCCCAGAGACCUCCUUCAGAGCCACCGAGGCUUCAUAAGUCCCCGUCAUCACGGUCGCUGGUAUCUCAGUACGUACCCGACCACGCUGCUCCGCCUCCAAUGCCAUCCUUUCCUGGAGGGCUGCCGGCAUCGCAGCGUCCUUAUCCGGGCGGUGCUAUGAGUCCUACAUCUUCCCGACCAUUUCUUCCGUCUCAGAUGGGGUCGAGAACCAAUUCCUUGGGCGAAACUUCGCUCCAGGACCCUAGUCCACCUACGUCACCAAUCGAAGAGCCGCGGCCUUUUGGCCCGACUCGAUCCACAGUUACUGCCCAGAUGAAAUGCAAAGUGUUCCAUAAACAACACCACGCACAGUGGAAAUCGCUCGGAUCAGCUAGACUGACACUUUAUAGACAGGAGCCAACCAAUAUUAAGCAAUUAGUCGUUGAGGCUGAUAGCAAAGACAAAGGAAUUCUCAUAUCAACCAUCGUUUUGACUGAUGGGGUGGAACGGGUAGGGAAGACGGGAGUGGCAAUUGAGCUUAGUGAUGCUAAAGGUGGUCGUACGGGCAUUGUCUACAUGAUUCAGCUACGGAGUGAAAGUUCUGCGGGCGGGCUGUUUGAAACAUUGUUGGCAGGAUCCGACAGGUCGUCCAAGUAA
Molecule: messenger RNA, 2820 nt
Organism: Pisolithus orientalis
Lineage: Eukaryota; Fungi; Basidiomycota; Agaricomycetes; Boletales; Pisolithaceae
Exons: 10
Coding region: 1-2820 (939 amino acids)
Molecular function (GO): guanyl-nucleotide exchange factor activity
Source: RefSeq, a predicted model, not a curated record